Molecule: messenger RNA, 267 nt
Organism: Penicillium angulare
Lineage: Eukaryota; Fungi; Ascomycota; Eurotiomycetes; Eurotiales; Aspergillaceae
Exons: 2
Coding region: 1-267 (88 amino acids)
Source: RefSeq, a predicted model, not a curated record
AUGAAGUUCUCUGCCAACAUCCUCCUCAUCUGUACCGCGAUUGUCGGUGCCUCUGCUGUUCCUACCACGAACACUGAUACCGAGCUCAAAUUCACCGGCGGAGAGACUUCGGUCGACUCGGUCGAGUGCACUGGAUAUCUUCCGCAGCAUGCAUCCUGCACCAUUGGACAGUGCCAGUGCCUUGGAAACAAUGGAUGCUACUCGUGCAAUGGAGGACGCGUUCAGUGCCAGCCAGGUCCCGGCUCAGGUGUUUGCUGGACCCAGUAA